AGGAAGAAGCUCGGUGGUCUGAAGACCAUGCCUUUUAUAUUAUCAAAUGAAGUAUGCGAUCGGUUCGCCGUUGCUGGUUUCAAUGCCAAUAUGAUUCAGUAUCUGAGAAAUGAGCUCCAUCUUCCUCUUGUUCAGGCCACCAACACCUUGAACAAUUUUUCCGGCACGUCGAGCUUUACUCCUCUCAUCGGCGCUCUCAUUGCCGACUCUUUUGCCGGUCGCUUCUGGACCAUUACUGUUGGAUCAAUCCUCUAUCAAUUAGGAAUGUUGGGCGUCACCAUCUCCGCAAUCCUCCCAGCCCUUCGCCCGCCUCCCUGCCCUCCCCAGUCCCCUUCCUGCCACCAAGCUUCGCCAUGGCAACAAGCCAUCUUCUACCUCUCCCUCCUUGUCACCGCAAUCGGGUCGGGCGGAAUCCGGCCCUGCGUCGUCGCCUUCGGAGCAGACCAACUUGAACAAGACAGUCCAACUCAACGGACCAAUAGAACCGAACGACGCUGGAGCUUCUUCAAUCUCUACUUCUUCUGCAUCGGACUGUCUGUAAUGCUUGCUCUUACAGUGGUGGUCUACAUACAGGACAAUGUAGGCUGGGGACUGGGUUUCGGGAUCCCGACCAUCGCCAUGUUCAUCUCUGUAAUCGUUUUUGUGUUUGGGUACCCGCUUUACAUCAGGAAGAAGCCCGGAGGUAGUCCGUUGAUCAGAAUGGCCCAGGUGGUGGUGGCGGCGGCGAAAAAGAGGAAGCUUGAUGGACCUGCCGAUGUUAGGCUUCUGUAUCAGGAUCAGGAGCUUGAUGCUAAUAUAACCACCGCCGGCCGUCUCUCGCAUACCAAGCAGUUCAAAUUCUUGAACCGGGCGGCGAUUGUCACUGACGGAGACAAAACCGACACCGGCCGGUUGAGACCAUGGCGGCUAUCGACUGUCCACCGCAUCGAAGAGCUGAAAUCCUUCAUUCGCAUCCUCCCCAUCUGGUCCGUCGGCAUCCUCCUCAUCACCUCUGCGGCCAACAACUUCACCUUCGGCAUCAUCCAAGCCAAGACCAUGAACCGUCACCUCGCCGGAGACUUCCACAUUCCUCCGGCCACCCUUUUGAUCUUCUCCGCCAUCUCCAUGCUCCUCACUCUCACCAUCUACGACCGCCUCAUCGUUCCCCUCGCCCGCCGCCUCAAUAACCACCCCGACGGCAUCUCCCACCUCCGCCGCAUUGGCAUCGGCCUCGCCAUCUCCAUCCUCUCCAACGUCGCCUCUGCGCUCGUCGAGAACCGUCGCCGCCGGGCCGUCCACAAAAUCAGUGUUUUCUGGCUGGUGCCGCAGUACGCGGUACAUGGUGUGGCGGAGGGUUUGGCGUCGGUUGGUCUGAUGGAGUUUCUUUACGACCAAUCGCCGGAGAGCAUGAGGAGCAUAUCGGCGGCGCUUUACUGGCUGUCAAUAUCGUUGGGGCACUACGGUAGUACGAUGCUGGUGACGAUGGUGAACGAUUUCACUAAGAAGACGAAGCAGGGGAGUUGGUUACAGAACAAUAUCGAUAAAGGGAGGCUUGAUUAUUUCUACUGGUUGGUGGCCGGGCUCCAAGUCUUCAACUUUGGAUAUUAUCUUGUCUGUGCGAGGUUUUAUGUGUUUAAGAGGUUAGAGAUCGCCGGAGAUCUGAAUCUGGCGGAGGAUGCGGAGGAGAAAGGUGGUGGUGAAGCUGAGCUAGCAGUGGCAGCUUAG
Molecule: messenger RNA, 1704 nt
Organism: Dendrobium catenatum
Lineage: Eukaryota; Viridiplantae; Streptophyta; Magnoliopsida; Asparagales; Orchidaceae
Product: protein NRT1/ PTR FAMILY 3.1-like
Exons: 4
Coding region: 28-1704 (558 amino acids)
Biological process (GO): transmembrane transport
Cellular component (GO): plasma membrane
Molecular function (GO): transmembrane transporter activity
Source: RefSeq, a predicted model, not a curated record